AUGUCCGAACAAGGCCACGAGAAAGCUAUCGCUGAGUCCGACAGUCAAAACGUCGACAAGGAAUUUGGCCUUGGUGAUGUCUCAACGACAACAACUGAGAGUCGCCUUGCGACGCCAAAGAAACCUUUUACGAUGUGGUCGGCCCUCUCGCUGGGCUUCAACAUCACCAAUACUGGUAUUUCGAUGGUGCUGGUGGUAGGGAAUACCGCUUUUGGUGCAGGACCUUUGUUCUUUUACUCGACGCUCCUCAUCGCUGCCGUCACCUUUUGCGUCGCCAUCACUUUAGGAGAGCUGACCUCCGCAUUUCCUCACGCUGGUGGCCAAUACUUUUGGGCCGCGCAGCUCUCUCCUGCCAAGCAUCGACGGUUCUUCUCCUACAUGACAGCCAUCUUGUCAUGGGCAGCCGUCAUUUGUAUCUGCGCGUCGAGUGCGCAGGCAUCGGCCAACAUCGUCUUUCAGAUGGUCUUUUUAAGCCGGCCAGACUUUGCGUAUCAACGAUGGAUGGGAUUUUUGGCCAUGGAAACCUUCAACAUCCUAGCCGCUUCCCUCACCAUUUACGAGUUCGUCCUCCCAAGGUUGGCCAAGGGUUUUCUAAUCUACGUCAUCGUGGUCACAAUGGCUAUAUUCAUCUGCCUACUGGCACCGUCUUCCCAAAAACAAUCCGCGGCUGUGGUCUUUGGCGCCGGCGAGUACUUCAACCUUUCUGGAUGGCCCAACGGCAUGGCGUUCCUCAUUGGGAUGAAUGGUGUGAACUGGAGUUUCUCCUGUCUAGAUGCCGCCACGCACCUGUCCGAAGAGAUCCAGCAGCCUCGGAAGAACAUCCCUAAGGCUCUCAUGUGUAUCACGGGCAUGGGGCUCUUGGUUGGAGUCAUGAUAUCCCUAGGCAUCUAUUUCGCGGCAUUCGAUCUUGAAAAGACUACCGACAUUAUUGCCCUCCUCAACCUGGUUUACAGUGGUAAUCCCACCUGCGCCUACGUGUUUGGAGUGGCCUUGCUCGGUUGCCUCAUUAACGCCCUGGCCAGCGCCCACGCCUGGCAAGCGCGCAUCACAUGGUCGCUGAGUCGUGACAAGGGCACCCCGUUCCACUCGUUCAUGAGCAGACUGGCACCCGCACCUUACUACACACCCCUAUGGGCCACCCUCUGGGGAGUCUGCUGGGUUGGUCUCUGUGGACUCCUCUAUCUGGCGUCGCUGACCGCCUUCAACGCCUUCAUCUCUGGGGGCGUCCUCCUUCAGUACAUCACGUAUGCUAUUCCAGCGGCGCUAUUACUCGCUCGCGGCCGUAAUCAUUUUCAUGACAAGGGUCCCUUUUUCUGGCCUCGGUUCGGAUUGGUGGCUAACGUGGUUGUAAUCUUGUGGACGCUCCUGACGCUGGUGAUCUACAGCUUCCCCUAUUUCUUGCCUGUCGCCGCAGACAGCAUGAACUAUGUUUCAGUCAUGGUGGUCUUUGCCCUCAUAUAUGCCGCAACAUUCUGGGGCGUAUAUGGACGUAAAAAUUACGAGUUGGCAGAUAUUCAUUUGGCCUUGGAUUGA
Molecule: messenger RNA, 1533 nt
Organism: Exophiala bonariae
Lineage: Eukaryota; Fungi; Ascomycota; Eurotiomycetes; Chaetothyriales; Herpotrichiellaceae
Exons: 1
Coding region: 1-1533 (510 amino acids)
Biological process (GO): transmembrane transport
Cellular component (GO): membrane
Molecular function (GO): transmembrane transporter activity
Source: RefSeq, a predicted model, not a curated record